This is a messenger RNA of Scatophagus argus, 1410 nucleotides long. It is a transcript of the gene smim18, whose product is annotated as small integral membrane protein 18. NCBI's taxonomy places the organism in Eukaryota, Metazoa, Chordata, Actinopteri, Scatophagidae. The transcript has 2 exons. The coding region runs from base 206 to 529 and encodes 107 amino acids. The record is from RefSeq and is a predicted model, not a curated record.
GAGCUGCAAGGAGUGGCGGAGGGAGCGAGCGAGUGCACGAGCGACGACGGAGAGUGCAUGAGAGCACCGAAGAGGAAAACAGGUCGAGGAGGGAACACGGAGGAGGGAGAGAGUGGAAGACGGAGCAAAAGGUGGAGCACCAAAACGAGGAGAGCGCAUCUGUUGACUUGCAUCUUCUAAAGACUGAGCCAGACACACAGAAAUCAUGGCCAACAGCACUACCACUAUACAUUCAAGUAAUGUCCCAUGGCACGCAGAGGUGGUCCCUCUCUCCCACGUCUCCUUGCAGGUCCAGGAAGUCUACCCUUUCCAUGAUGGCUGGAAUGUGGCCUGCUUCAUCAUCCUUCUGCUCUUCAUCCUCACUGUUCUGUCUCUGGCUGCCUUGGCUGUUCUCUAUGAGCUAUUAGACUGUGGGUGCUGUGCCAAAGGGAAGACACAUCAGCAGCUACAGACCGAGGGGCCGGGAAGUUGCAGCAAGCUCAUGACCAGCAUUUGCAAGGAGCCAGAAUCCCACACUGAGGUGGUAUAGGGGCUGCAAGGAUGGAGAUAAGGAAGAGCGGACAUUUGGGGUUUCAAUGUUGAACUGGGCAAUACCAUAGCACUGACUCAGAUGCCUCAAGAACAGAACUUCUAAAGCUGCUCAAUAGUGGUUCAAUUGCUCACAGUUACAAGGAUGAGGGUGGAAGAGACAAAGGGCAACAGAACAAUGUUUAAAAAAAAAAAAAAAGAAAAGAAAAAAUAAGGGGGCAGUUUGUCACCGACCUAAGUAGCUUUUCAUUUCAGUUAGGAGGGAAUCCUCACACACCUACAUUUCACUAACACACAGUGCAGACCGUGAAAGCCAUGUUUUACACAAAAAAAUAGUCCAAGAAGAAAGACAGAGCACUCAAGUAGUCUAGUAAUAUUAGUACUAGAAUUAGUACUAAUGAUGUGGCAAACUGUGUUAACAUAAGAAAACACAAAUCGUAGUUUAACAAUCGUAAGUUUAACAAACAAGAAUUCCCGUUCGAUGACACCUGCCCUGUUAGUACUGCACACACAUGCUAUAGUAAAAUGUUGUAUACAGACAGAAAAUACUGUUCUAAUCAAAGGACUUGGAUGUCCUAGUUUUCAAACAGGACUAAUAAAUGAUCAAGCUUGGUUGGACAUCAUUGUUGCUGUGAUCCUCUGUUCUUUAGUAAACUGUGUGCCAGUGCUGUCAACAUGUUUAGGGUUUCAACAUCAUCUCAUGACAAGUGACACUUGAUUGCUGCACAGUGAUGUAAUUUAUCAUGUCAUAUUGAGCACAAUGUUUCAUAUGCCUUACCACAAAUUGCCUAAUAAAUUGUCACUGAAUUAUGUAAUUGUGUAGAAUGAGUUUUGUUUUUCCUGAUAACAGACCAGGCAAAGGGAAAGAGGUAAGUUACAUGA